This is a messenger RNA of Lytechinus pictus (painted urchin), 6694 nucleotides long. Its product is annotated as nuclear distribution protein nudE-like 1-A. The record is from RefSeq and is a predicted model, not a curated record. NCBI's taxonomy places the organism in Eukaryota, Metazoa, Echinodermata, Echinoidea, Temnopleuroida, Toxopneustidae. Gene Ontology annotation, cellular component: kinesin complex; kinetochore; centrosome. Gene Ontology annotation, molecular function: microtubule binding. Bases 1 to 636 code for a protein of 211 amino acids. Gene Ontology annotation, biological process: establishment of mitotic spindle orientation; vesicle transport along microtubule; mitotic centrosome separation. The transcript has 7 exons.
AUGUUGUAUGAGGUGGUAUAUGAGAUACUAUGUAGAAGUCUCAAAUCCUGUUGGGACACUUACAGAACAACGGUAACAUCCUUAGAAGACUUUGAGCAUAGACUAAAUUCAGCAAUUGAAAGAAAUGCCUUCCUAGAGAAUGAACUUGAUGAGAAGGAGUCAUUAGUGGUCACAGUUCAAAGGUUAAAAGAUGAAGCAAGAGAUAUGAGAUCAGAGAUCGCUGUGAAGGGGGUAUCGGAGCCCAUGCCAGACAACGAUGCAGAGGUAGCAGCGAACGGCAGACAUACGCCCUCUGGUGACCACACGGUGGAUAACAAGGUCCUUCAUGAGGCACAGACGAAUACCACCCCAGGAAAAGAUCUACAAUCCAAUUCAACAGGAGUAGCUGGCAGUGGUAACGCUCCUCUCACACCCUCAGCCAGAGUAUCUGCUCUCAACAUUGUUGGGGAUCUACUCAGAAAAGUGGGGGCUCUUGAGAACAAGCUUGCAUCAUGUCGGAAUUUUGUCAAAGAAAAGGAGGUUCCUCGGAAACCUGGCAGUCCUGUCGACACACCAAGGCAAACGAAAAGAACGCCAAGAGCCUCGACCACGACGCCGUCUUCAAAUUUACCCGGGGUUGUGAAGAUAACUGUAUGAACUGACUCCAACUUAUAGAACAAUAUAAAACUUUUGAAUACUCCUAUUAUAGAGGAUGUUGCUUUGAAAUGUGUAUUCGACUGCAAUCCCCCUAUAAGGGUCUGGCCCUUGAUUGGUGCAAGGCGGAUGGACUACUACAGAAGGCCAGCUUGCACUGUACAGUUUAAUACCUUCAGGGCCAAAUUCACAAGACACCUCCAGGAAUGCUGCAAGGUCGUUGCGCACACUGCAUCAGAAUGCCUUCCAUCUGUCAAAGCAGCCUUUGAAGAACUUUGGAAAGAGGAUCCUUCGCCAAGUGGAGGCGGGAAAGGAUCUAUGUAGAUUUCGUAUUAUAAUGUCAUGCCCUGAUUUUUCCCUGUGUACCACCUAACCCAUUGGCUACUGAAAUCAAUGGAAAUAGUUCCCAGGUCUUUGUAUUGGGACUGCUUGGUUUCAGAAGCCAUCAGAUUAAAUGUACACCCUAUUUACACUAUCUGUGUGUUUUCAUCAAGAAUCUUGUCAAGUACAAUGUUGGCAUGAAUCCAUUGGAGUUCUAUUUUUACAUUGUGAUAAGAGAGGUGUAUGUCUCAAUAUUAUUGUGGAGGCUGACAAGGCUUUGGUCCGUUGCUAUACUUCUGUCUGUACCACUCUUGUUUUAUCCAAAAUCUUGCCUAUUGGAUGUUUUCAUUGGAUGCCUUCGUUUUAUACCAGAAAGGCUAGAGAGAGUAAAGCUAAUGAUUUGAAUGUUGAAAGGUUGUAAAAUAGCUUUAUUCUUUUCAGCAACAUAAUUGGUCAAGGUUCAUGACUUUCAACAUUUUUGCACAAUGCACUACUGUGCAAAAGCAGUGUACAUGGAAAGGUGACAUCACAUACUGAUAUAUUAUCAGUCAAGUGCCAUCACGAUAGACACUAGUUGGAAAACAUGAUCAAAUUGUAGAUUACUGUAUUGAAAGACUGUUUCAUGACAUUCAUGCUCUGUUUCAUUAUUAUAUAAAACAAAUAAUGCACAUGUCCUGUCAUGUGUGAAAGUAAAUGCAGAGAAAAUUCAGUUUCUGAUGGCAUACACUGGGGCAUCCGUGGCUUGUGCAGUAGUACAAGGCCUGUCUCACGAUACCUUAUGUCCACUGCAUUAUACUAACACACUUGUUCAAUUGUUCUGUGUGUUAUGUGUACACUAAAAUGUAUCCCUUUUCAAAUUUUCAUCAAUGACAGCAAAAUAGGAGCAGCUGACUCUAUAUUGAGCUUUCAUAUUCUCAUUCUAUUACAUAUUGAAGUCUACAUUGUGAUUUAAACUUAAGGGACAAUUUACCUCGAACAUGGUAGGCAAACAAAAUGCUUUUUCAUGUCAGAAAAAAAAAAAUCCUAUAGAUAAAUCUUUCAUGUACAAGAUUUUUGGAAUGCACACCAGGCACAUUUAUUUUUAAUCAGUGCCCAGUGUUGGAUUCUAGCGAGCCUGCCAGGUGACGUGAAGGAGAAAAAAUUCUCUGUGGAUUAUUUCAUGGAAACGAAAUAAUAUUUAACCUGUAUUUCAGCUUUAACUAUAUCUGGAGCAAUAAAAAUGCUUUUGGACUCUUGUAGAACCUUUGUUCUAUGUGUGGUCACAAGAGGAGUGUUGCCCUGUGUAAGUCUGCUUCUCACCUACUGGCAGCACACGGGUGGUUGUCGAUGUUCUAUCCAUCUGGUUUCCUGUGGUACAUGUAUGUCCACUGCUACUUGACCUCAUGUUGUCCAAUGCUGAUGUGUUAUUCCUCUGCUCUUCCAUUCUUUGUCCAUCUCUAGGUGGAGGCAAAUCAUUGGCUGUCACUGUUCUGUCCAUCUGGUUUCCUGUGGUCUGUCCACUGCUACUUGACUCCAUAUUGUUUAAUGGUGGUGUACUGUUAAACUCCAAUGUUACGUUCUAAUUGGCUUCUGAAGGGGUCAGGCUCUGGCUAAAAACUACUUCAGAGUCGAUGCUUGACAUUGAAAUGGAGUCCAGUGGUAUGACGUCAUUGUCAUCCAUCAUUUCACUUUCUUCAAAGACGACUGGGAGGGAAUCAUCAGAGACUGCACUGUCCAAUGUAUUCUUUGUGGCUAGAUACAAAUGCCGAAUUUUGCAUUUCCAAGUACUGUUUAGAAGUCCAACAUCAAGUUGAUCAUCAGGUUCUUUAUGUGUUGGGUCAGUUAGGAAAUAAUUAAAGUCUUCAACUUUUCCUCUUCUGUUCUUCCCAUCGAGGAAAAACCAAUCCAAAACCAUACAAAGGAUUUCUUUUAAGGUAUAAUUUACCUCAAAAGUCUCUUGUCUAGUACAACCUCCAGAGGGAGCUUUCACUUGCUUGAAGGUCUUUGCUCGUGCAUUGAAAUCCAGCCACCCUACUUCAACCAGUUGCGUUUUCUUUUCAGCACAUUUAUUUCCCUGUUGAGAGCUCGAUCUCGAAAGAUUUACUUUUUGUAAUUUGUUUCUAAGUUGCUCGUUAAUGAUUUUUUGUUCCUUCUGGCCUUGCAACACAGCUGGAAUUUACAUAGGCUUUCACUGCAAUGCGGUCCCCAUGCUUGGUAAAUAGUUCUGAAGUUGUUCAUCAGAGAGAAUUCCAAUGACGGCAGCAUCAAUCUAUAAGAUAUAAAAAAACACAAAUGAUAAAUAACUGCUCCUUGCAUUAAAUCAUAGACAAUGAAUUACAACUCAUUCACUGGACAAGUAAAUGUGUUAAUCCUAUUUUUACUGGGCAAUUUCAGCUCUUUUGGACUUUUACUUGGGACCCCCUCGGAGAUCUCGAUCAUGAAAUAAUAUUUCGAGGGAACAAAAUAAUUAUUUUGUGGGAAUGAAAAUAAUAUUUUGAGUGAAUGAAAUAAUUAUUUUGUGGGAAUGAAAUAAUAUUUAGUGGGAAAGAAAUAAUAUUUCGAGGGGAACAAAAUAAUCCACAGAGAAUUUUUCUCCUUCGUGUCACUUGGUGGGAUCCGUAGGAUUCCUGUUGACUUAAUAAUUCAUCCAGGUUAAUAGCAUAGAAUGCUAUGAUCCACAUUGCAUGAUUCUAAUACAUGCAAGUCAAUCUGUUAAAGUAGAUUGCUGCAUAAAUAUAACAUGCCAAAAUGUUUGGGUUUUUUUUUCUAGUGAUAAAGCAAAUUUAGUCUUUCUGUUGAACAGAUAAAGACAUGUUUGGUUCAUUCCAUAUUGGGUUAAGAAACCGAAGAGGGCCAAAUAUGGUUUAAAUAGAGUGGAGUGGGGGAAAGAGGCAAUGAAAAGAAUUCUGCUCUUGUAUAAAGGAAGAGGAGGAAACAAGUAUUUAUGAAUAAAAAAUAUUUUCUGUAUCUUUUUAAAAUAUACAGAAUGAAAUUGAUAUGAUGCAAGCAAUUUUGGAAAGUGUAUUUUUUGUUGUUCUUUUCUGAAUGGUAUUCAAUAUUAGGAAGUUUCAGCUUGUGUGUGUUUUUUUUUUCUUUUUAGGCAUGAAGGGUUAGUUGGACAUGCUAUCCAAUCGUAGUGAACUAAUCGAUAAAUUAUUAGACUAUCAGUUAUUGGACAAUUGCAGUUGCGCUUUGUAUCUGUAACUGGUGCAUUUCUACGUUGUGCCAUUUUGCUCUGGAAAAAAGUUGGACCAAUUUCUGUGUCAUGUCUCCAGAAAGCAUUUCAUUCUUAUGAAUGUGAAGAGACAUAACCAUCAGCUGAGGUCAGCUGAAGUGCAUUUUAUUAUUAAUAGAUGAAUUUGUCUGUUGCGAUGUCAAUAUAUAUUUUUGAAAUACAAAAAAAAAAUAGUGUUUUUUUAAAUAUGUUUUUAUCUGCGACUGGUUUCAAAUACUUUUGUUAGUCCUUAUUCUGUUUCAGUAGCUUGAACAGUCUCUAACCUUGCUCAUAUAAUACCUGACAUAGCUCUGCAACAAUUUUGUGUACAAAGUCAAUGGGAAAUGAAGCAUCAAAAUUGAUGUGGAGAGAAGAGGCAUUUUUUGGUCCCUAUACAUGUGAAAUCUGUGGACCAAUCAUAUACUUACAAAGAGUUAGCGCAAAAUACCUUGUCAAGAUCUGCACCAACAAACUCAUCUUAUCAUUCAAUAUUUACUCAUGAUGUCAUAUCACUAGUUGUCUCUGCAAUUUUUUUACUGUGAAACAUAUGAUCUUUGUUUAUGAGCAUAAGUGGUGCGAAAUUUCUCAUCAUGUGUUGAAAAUCAUUUUUAAAAAUUGUUGCUUAGCUUUGUCGCACCAUAUUUGAGCAAGGUUUAUUUGUUGCCAUGUCUUACAGAUAAAUACAACUUGACAGUCUAAAUUCAUAGCAAUUUAUCAACAAUAUAUUAUAUUUUCAACUUACCCCCAGAUAUUGAUUUCCAGAUAGGUCUUUAUCACAAUCACAAAGUAAAAUUAUAUGAAAUGAGAAAUAUGCAUGGUUGGAAAUAUUGGCUGAAAUACAGAUUAUAGUUUGAAGAUCAAGUAUUAUUCCAAGUUUGACUUCAGAUUCAAUUAACCAUAACCAUAUUCUCAUGGUCAAUUGGCACAACUAUAUACAUACCAGAUGGCUUCAUUUCACACUUCCCUGUAAUCUUCAGUUCUUGGGUCUGCCCAGUGGUUAAGUAAAAAAAACGCUGGCCUUUUCUUGAAAUUUGUCCAAUGUUCGGCUCAUAUUCUUAGUGGAUUUUUGAAGUGUAAACAUGGAAUGUACUCUUGAUUUCAUCUAUACUAACCAAGAUCAUUUACCUGUCCAAUUGUUAUUUCAUUAAUCUUUUUCAGAGAAUUGUAAUCAUUUUACUUUUAUCCUGUAUACUUUAUAAUAGUUAGUGCAACAGAGUGAAAUCUGCUGAUAAGACUGGUUUAAGUCUGGUCCUUGGGUUUGACUGUGUCGCACUUCACACAUUGGUCCCAUGUAUUUCCUUUCAUCGUAAUGAGACCUAUCCUGUACUCUCCACUCAUUGAAAGUACAUUUCAACCAAUGCAUGAUAGCCUCUUGAUAUUUAUUAUCUUGUGUACACAUUAUAUAUUCAAAGUGCCAUCAUAAUACUCUCAUUUUGAUAAACAUUGUAUCCAGUAUUGUCACUAUUAUGGUUGGAGCCUUCCACCUUUAAAAACUUCUGAUGAGCACUCAAUACUCAAAACCUCGCCCUCCAGCAAUAAUUAUCCCCUUGAUAAAGACAAAGGCUUUACUUUGUAAUAUGUAAUGAUGGCAAAUGCCAUUACAUGAAUGGAAUGUCAAAUUUUGUUUUAUUUGGAUUACACUGUGAGACAGUUUCAUCCUAUAGUUACCACUAUCAGUCAUAACCUCUAAACUAGGAAAUUUUGAUUUGUGUGUCAAUUUUCUUAUGAGUCUCAUUACAAUUAAUAAAUUAAUCAUAACAUGUGCUUUCUUAAUCUUAUUUUCUCUAUAUCUAUACUUAUGUUGUAGUUCCUAAAAUAUGGUGCUGUUUCUGUGUAGAUAUAGAUUGUUAUCAAUAAGCAUGGAAUAAUUUGUAACCUUAUCAUAUGAUUCAUAUUGUUUCUUUCUAUUUUAUGGUGUGUGUAAGAAUGCCUUGAUAGGAACAUCAAUUAACUUUGUUAUAUGUUUUUCAAACUUGAGUUGCUUGAAGUAAAAAUGUAGCUCAGAAAUUUGAAAAAUUGCUGAAACUUGCUAGCCAUUAUGCAGGGGCUUGAAGAGACUGCAACACGGUAUUUGAGGAGUCUGUUAAAGUACAUAUUGGUAUGUUGUAGUACUUUUACGUAUCAUACAGUCAUGCUCUAAAGUUAGUGAACCACACUAGAAAAUGAACACAUAAGAAGUGUUCAAGUUCUAAAAUGUUUUAGAUAUGUAUUUGUGAAGCCAGAUGAUAAAAUAUUUUAGUCAAUAAUUUUUUUUUAUGGUUUGCCAAACAUUGUAUUGUUGUUUCCAUUCAACACUCAGCUGCAUGAAGGAGUGCAUUUUGUGGUGGGGUUCACUAAAUUUUGAGCAUUACUGAAUAUGGCAUAGUCGAGUGGUUAUAUGUAUUUCAUCCCCAUGAUGUCCUUCGCUCCAGAAAUAGACCAUUCAGCAAUCAAGGUAUUACCAGGACGUUUCAGCAGUUUCAAGACCCCCUUGAAGUACUCCUUGCCCCUUACAGAAGAAAUAGUGAUGAUUUUUUUGUGCCGUACAUCUAUUUCAAAACAUUUUAA